Vombatus ursinus (common wombat) is the source of this 1228-nucleotide messenger RNA. It is a transcript of the gene CD9, whose product is annotated as CD9 molecule. The transcript has 8 exons. The coding region runs from base 171 to 851 and encodes 226 amino acids. The record is from RefSeq and is a predicted model, not a curated record. Gene Ontology annotation, cellular component: membrane. Lineage: Eukaryota; Metazoa; Chordata; Mammalia; Diprotodontia; Vombatidae.
GAACCCAGGAGAAGCGCCUUAAGGAGUGGCACUUUUUAAAAGUGCAGCCCUAAGGCCACCCAGUAUCCGCUCCUACCUUAGUUUAGUUACUUGUUGGGUCCGAUCCGGUCCCUGUGUGCGCCCAGCUCUCCUCACUGAGAACCCAAACCCAGCCCAGCCUAAUUUCCACUAUGCCGGUCAAAGGAGGUACCAAGUGCAUUAAAUAUCUGCUGUUUGGAUUUAACUUCAUCUUUUGGCUUGCAGGAAUUGCGGUCCUUGCCAUUGGCCUAUGGCUCAGAUUUGACUCCCAAACGAAGAGUAUCUUUGAGCAGGAAGAGAACAAUUCCAGUUUCUACACAGGUGUUUAUAUCUUGAUUGGGGCUGGUGCCCUCAUGAUGCUGGUAGGUUUCCUGGGCUGCUGUGGUGCUGUGCAGGAGUCACAAUGCAUGCUGGGCUUGUUCUUUGCCUUCCUGUUGGUGAUUUUUGCUAUCGAAAUAGCUGCUGCCAUCUGGGGUUAUUCUCACAAAGAAGAGGUGAUUAAGGAGAUCCAGGAAUUUUAUAGGGAAACAUACAACAAAAUGAGGACCAAAGAAGGCCCCUACAAGGACACCCUCAAGGCCAUACACCAUGCGCUAAAUUGUUGUGGUUUGACUGGAGUUUUGGAUCAGUUGAUCACAGACACCUGCCCCAACAAGGACUUGGUCACAGCAGUAACUAUAAAGCCUUGCCCAACAGUCAUCGAGGAAGUCUUCAACAAUAAAUUCCACAUCAUUGGAGCUGUCGGCAUAGGGAUUGCUGUUGUGAUGAUCUUUGGCAUGAUUUUCAGUAUGAUUCUAUGCUGUGCUAUCCGGAGGAACCGAGAUAUGGUCUAGAGUCUUUGCUUUCAUCCCCUGAGCAGGAAAGUCUGCCCUCUAGAACUGUUCUGUUUGUGUCUUGUUUUGUUUGCCACUAACUUUAGUAUUCAUUCUGCAUUUUUAAAUGGACAAAGUUGUUCUAUAUUUGUUAUCUUUUUAAUACCUUAUUUGAUAUCAAUGUUUGUAGUUGAGGGUUUUUUGGUUUUUGCUUUUACGGUCAAAGAAAUCCUGCAAUGAAAGGUACUAUAUUUGCUAGACUCUAGUUAAAGAUAUUGUACAGAAUAAACGACCAUGUUGGCCUUUAAAUAGAUAAAAAAAAGUCUUAUCUCAGAUUUAAUCAGGAUGUAACUUAUGUUGAAGACAAUUUCAUACAUAAUAAAGAUUAUGACAAUAAA